Messenger RNA from Zophobas morio, 1219 nucleotides. Its product is annotated as zinc finger protein GLIS2 homolog. NCBI's taxonomy places the organism in Eukaryota, Metazoa, Arthropoda, Insecta, Coleoptera, Tenebrionidae. Gene Ontology annotation, cellular component: nucleus. The record is from RefSeq and is a predicted model, not a curated record. Gene Ontology annotation, molecular function: RNA polymerase II cis-regulatory region sequence-specific DNA binding; DNA-binding transcription factor activity, RNA polymerase II-specific. The transcript has 3 exons. The coding region runs from base 32 to 1057 and encodes 341 amino acids. Gene Ontology annotation, biological process: regulation of transcription by RNA polymerase II.
UUGAAUUCGAUAUCUCACAUAAUCAAUUACAAUGCUUCUUUCCGACUAUAGGAUGGUAGAAGGGCAACCCUUGCACUACUACUACCCAUACGCCGAACUCCCUUUCACUUGCUACCCCAGUAUAAGGACCAUGGAACUGCGCGAAGAACUGAUGAUGCCUCAUUCACCCAACAGCACACAGAGCGAUAGUGACAACUCCUUGUCAAGUAUUGAAGUUUCUCCUAAACCCAUCAGGGCAAGAAGUGUCAUCCAGCACACCCCGAAAUCAAACGAGGUUCGUUGCGGAUGGAAAUCCUGUGGAGCCUUCUUCGAAACUUUGGAUCAACUAGCCAAUCAUGUAACCAGAGUACAUGCAGCAAGUGGUCCUGGAGGGCUAUUUUACUGCGGAUGGGAAGGCUGCUCCAGAAAUAAUAAAGGUUUCAAUGCCAGGUACAAAAUGUUGGUACACGUGCGAACACACACCAACGAAAAACCCCACCAGUGUUACCAGUGUGACAAAUCUUUUUCACGAGCCGAGAAUCUUAAAAUCCACUCGCGUUCACACAGCGGGGAAAAACCGUACGUCUGUCCCGUUCCCGGGUGCAACAAGGCAUAUUCGAAUUCCAGCGAUCGAUUUAAGCACACGAGAACUCAUCAGGUGGAAAAACCCUACAAGUGUAAAGUCCCUGGCUGUCCCAAACGGUACACUGAUCCCAGCAGCUUAAGGAAACAUGUAAAAACGUACAAACACUUCGUUCAUGAGACCAAGGUCAAUGAUGAAAAUGUUAAAAACAACAGUAUUGUUGAUAGGAAACUUGAUGUUGAAAAAGUACAAGGCAAAGUUAACGACAGCCAUUCUUGUGAUUGUACACACAUGUGUUGUGUGUCCAGUAUGAACAAAAGUAACGAUAUUAUGAGGUUUGGAAAUUUGAUUAAUUUCCGGAGGGACGAAAAAUGUGCUACGUGGAGCACGUUUUAUUCGCCUGAAGGCCAAGAAAAUAUUUUCGUCUCGUAUAAUGGUCAUCAGGAUAUGGAUAUUGAUGUACCAUUGGACUUAAGUAUUAACAGGAAGGUUUGAAGUUGACUUAGCCGAGUAUUGUGUGUUCAUUAGUUUAGUUGCGCGUUUGUUCUAUUUAUUUACGUGUAUUUAACGUUGUAAAUGGCAAUAAGACAUUGUGAUAACCUUUUUAUAUUUAUUACUGAAAAUCAUGUUUAUUAUUGAUUAAAAUUAACAUUUUUA